AAGUCUUAUCUCUAACAACUUUAGACUUUAGAGAAGAAUGUAUAAAGUCGAAUUUUGUGUUUGUGUGUCUAGAAUUUUAGACAUAGUUUAAACUAGAUACGUGAAAGUUUUGCAGCGUGGAAGAGUUUUGUUAUCAAGUUAUCAAAUAAUGUGAUUUGUUAAAGGAUUUGUCAUGAUAUCAACAAUCUAAGAUGCGUGCAAGCUGGUGGACGGUGGUGGUGUUAGCCACUCUUGCGUCGCGAUCGCAAGCCGAUGGGGGGUUUAGGCUGCCCGAUCAGCCGCCCAAGGAGGAACGAGAGGAGGGGAGGUCACUGCACUUUAAUGGAGGGCAAGGGAGAUCGCCUGAAGCUCAAGGCCGGGGGUUCCUGGACUGGCUAGGGUUCGGCGAAGACCAGGACCCGUACAUCCAGCAGGCGACGCAGCAGUGCGUCAACGGGGACCUGGGAGACUGUUUCAAGGCACAGGCUCUACGCUCCUUUGAUGAUUUCUUCGACAAGCCUGCUUACCAGCUAUCUGAAAACGCUGUUCUGGUGAAGGUUGAGUCCCAAGCCAGAGCCCUGGCCAGAGAGCCUCCACAGCUGAGCUCGCAGCCUCGUAGUGAAGAUUCUGACUGGGAUGCCUUGGUCAAGUUUGGGAUGAGGAAGAUUGAGAGAUUCUUGAGGUCUACUGCUCUGGAAAUGACCCUUGAUGAUGACGUCACGUCCAAUGGCGUCGUCGCACCGCGGUUCCUAGACGAGAUCGCUGAUGAAGUCGACGUUAUUGAGGAUAAGAAGGCACCUCCUUUCCGUCGGCAUAAGCUGAAGAAGCUUAUCAUCCCCAUGCUGUUGAUCCUCAAGCUGUUCAAGCUGAAGCUGCUGCUGUUCCUGCCCCUCAUCCUGGGUCUCGCCAGCUUCAAAAAGUUCCUCGGGUUCAUGGCUCUCAUCAUACCAGGCGUAAUCGGCUACUUCAAGUUCUGCAAGCCCAACAGCUCCCCCUUCUCCAGCGGUCACUACACGGGACCUCAAUACUCACCUGCUGGCAUUGGCCUCGGACCUUAUAGGGAAGGCAGCUAUGACCAUUAUGAGUACCCGACGGGCCACAAAUACGGCGGAGGCGGCUACGGAUCAGGUGGCGUAGCGUUCCGCGACCACGAGUCGCACGCGCAGAACCUCGCUUACAACGGCUGGGAGUACAGGAACAAAAAGGGGGGAGAGGACAUCAAGGCUGAACAAGCAUAAGACUGAUACAGAAGAAGGAGCUACAGCAGGGCUAACACAUGAAUGGUGAUUAUUUCGCCGCGACGUAAAUUACCUUGUCAUUACAAAUAGAAGAGGAUGUGUGGUCUAUAUUGUGGCGAGAUACUGACGCGCCAAUUAUGAGCUAAUCCUGCAGAAAAGUAUUAUCCUAGACACGGUGCUUCAGUAGGUGUACUCCAGGGUAUUUGCUCAAAUCGGGAAGCUUUUUCAGAAAUGCAAUAGACAUAGGAAAUAAUGAUAACAAAAUUGUCUGAUGAAUUAUGUCUGCCACUUUCAUCGCUGUUCUUAAUACCUUUAUAAACGACUGAACAAUUAAGCCAUACGAAUAAAUAAAUAAAAAUCGCUGUUCUGUCUGUUUAAUCAAACUAUCAAGAGAAAAUAUAUUUAAGAACUUUCCUGAACCUUUUGUAACCGACAAGACAAAAUAGGGAUGUUUUUUCAUAUAGAAUUUUGGCAAGAAAAUAACGGAAACAAAACUUAGUCGUUUCCUUUUUUAGUUGAAAAUCUGAUUAGUCAGAUUAUUCAUUAUUUUGUAGUUUCCAAUUUAUGCCUUCAAAAGAAAAUCACAUCCGUAGCAUUGGGCUUGUAAAAUCAAUUCAAUCCAUUUACUUAAUCAGAUUGUGUCUCUUUUGCUUUUUGAAACACCAAAUUUGAAGGUUUCACAUAGUUAUAUUAUCUGUUUAUACCUUAAAAUGUGGAAAAAUACCUAAGAAAUAUUUACAUGUAUCUUUGUGGUACAAAAUGAACCAAUUGAAUUUAUUACAUGAGCAGUUGUGGAAGUACACUUGAACCAUUUGUACAAUUUUGUACACAUUUCUUAUCGCGCUGAUGUAUAUCAGCUAAAAUGUUAAGUGCUAUG
Leguminivora glycinivorella is the source of this 2094-nucleotide messenger RNA. RefSeq lists its product as uncharacterized. The transcript is spliced from 8 exons. The record is from RefSeq and is a predicted model, not a curated record. The coding region runs from base 192 to 1217 and encodes 341 amino acids. Lineage: Eukaryota; Metazoa; Arthropoda; Insecta; Lepidoptera; Tortricidae.